GCUGUUUUAUAAAUGCAAUGGGACAUGCACCUAAGUGUAUUGUUACUGAUCAAGACCCGUCUAUGAGGAUUGCAAUUGAAAAAGUUCUUCCCAAUACUCGCCACCGUUACUGCAUGUGGCAUAUAAUGUCUAAACUCACUGAGAAGGUUGGUCCUCUUCUUAGCAGCAAUGAAGAAUUUUUGUCCAAGAUUAAUUCAGUAGUUUGGAGUCACUAUCUUUCACCCGAAGAUUUUGAAAAGGAACGGAUGCAAGUCAUUGUGGAAUAUGAUUUAGUGAGCCACACAUGGUUAUCUCAUAUGUUUUCCAUUCGACGUUAUUGGAUCCCGGGUUUUUUUAGGGAUUUAUUCAUGGCUGGUUUACUUAGGACCACAUCGCGAUCCGAAAGUGAAAAUAAUUUUUUUGGUGAGUUUACUAACCCGGGUUUCAGCCUUGUUGAGUUUUUCAUGCAGUUUGAGAGUGCAAUGGAUUCCCAACGACACAACAAUUCAAAACUGAAUCACAUUUCUGACUCUUGCACACCUGUUCACAGCACACCGCUACCCAUCGAGAAGCAUGCUUCAUCUGUCUAUACUCUCUCCAUUUUUUAUGAAAUUCAGAAGGAGAUAUGUGCUGCAUGUUUCGCAUGUCCCGUUGUAAGCGUUCAAGAAGUCAAUGGUGAGCGUCAAUACGUUAUCAAUGAUGAGCGCGGUAUGGUUUUCAAUGUUGUGCAUUCUUUAAUCGCAUCUACAACUACAUGCAGUUGCAAAGACUUUGAUAGAGUUGGGUUGGUUUGUAGACACAUGUUUGUUGUGUUUAAAGACCUUAAAUUGCACACCAUUCCGGCUGACUUCGUUCUAAGUCGUUGGUGUAAAAACAAUCUGAUUAAACCCAUUUUUGACAUUGGAGAUAGCGUUUUUGACCAAUGUGUAGCUAAUGAGGAGAGAAAGUUACAAGUCAAUCGAUUAUGGUCUGACAUUCAUUGUUGCGUUGCUAUCAUUGAGGAUAAUCCGGUUCUGUUUGAUCAGUUUUCACAAGCGAUUAAGGAGCAAAAGAACUUUCUGCUCUCAUCACAGCAAGGUAGUGCACACUUGACCACCAAAGCUUCCGUAAUUGAGCGAUUUUGUGGAUCAGCAGCUCCGGCAGAUGUCACCGUACUUCCGCCACAACAAGCUAGGAACAAGGGGUGUGGCAAGCGCUUGAAAGGCGGUAAAGAAGUGGCAAUACAAUCAAAGAAGAAGUUAAGGCUGUGUAGAACUUGUAACGAGAUGUGUAACCACGAUAGCCGUAACUGUCCCAUGAAUAAGUCUGCUUGAAAUGCGUUUCUUAACUGUUUUUUAUUCCUUUGUAAAACUCCAUCGAAGUACUUUAUUUGCUAUGGGUUCUUUGGUUUUCUGUUAUAUUGUUUGGUUGGUUUGACAUUUCAUAAUGUUAUACAUGUGUUUUUUUCUUUGAUUAUGUUAGUCAUCGAGAAGUUAUUUACUUUAUGACAUUUCAUAAAGUAUUUUGUUAAUUAUACUAACCCCUUCUUUUGCACAUACAUAUGUAAGUGCAUGCAACAAUAUUUAAUAAUUUU
Molecule: messenger RNA, 1552 nt
Organism: Cuscuta epithymum
Lineage: Eukaryota; Viridiplantae; Streptophyta; Magnoliopsida; Solanales; Convolvulaceae
Source: the annotation of a GenBank genome assembly